UAAAAUCCCUGUCUUAACCAUGUGUUUAUUGCUGAACACUGAAUAGAUAUGCGAGUACCAAGUAUCUAGGGGUAGAGUCCAGGGGUAGAGAGUCACAAAAUCCCAAGAGCUUACAACAGGGAUGAGUAUCUUACCAUAAAGUGACAGCUGCCAGGAGAAGAUCAUUUAUAGCACAAUUUUUGAAAUGGCUAACUUCCUGUGGUUCACCUAGUUUUUGAAAAAAUCAGCUCCUGUGAGGUAGAUAGUGGUAUCAUUUGCUAAGAGGUGGAACGAACGAGGAGGAGCAGGUUUGGAAUAUGCUGAGUUGGGUCCACAGUGCAACUCGUGAAGACUUUCUCCCCAAGCCUGUUAUUGGUAUACAAAUGCUCUCAGUCCAGCCAGACACCAAGCCGAAAGGUUGUGCUGGCUGCAACCGAAAGAUCAAGGACCGGUAUCUUCUAAAGGCACUGGACAAAUACUGGCAUGAAGAUUGCCUGAAGUGUGCCUGCUGUGACUGUCGUUUGGGAGAGGUGGGCUCCACCCUGUACACUAAAGCUAAUCUUAUCCUUUGUCGCAGAGACUAUCUGAGGCUCUUCGGUGUAACGGGAAACUGUGCUGCCUGUAGUAAGCUCAUCCCUGCCUUUGAGAUGGUGAUGCGUGCCAAGGACAAUGUUUACCACCUGGACUGCUUUGCAUGUCAGCUUUGUAAUCAGAGAUUUUGCGUCGGAGACAAAUUUUUCCUAAAGAAUAACAUGAUCCUUUGCCAGACGGACUACGAGGAAGGUUUAAUGAAAGAAGGUUAUGCCCCCCAGGUUCGCUGAUCUAUCAACAUCACCCCAUUAAGAAUACAAAGCACUACAUUCUUUUAUCUUUUUUGCUCCACGUGUAUAUAAGAAUUGACACAGGAACCUACUGAAUAGCGUAGAUAUAGGAAAGCAGGAUGGUUAUAUGGAAUAAAAGGCGGACUGCGUCUGUAUGUAGUGAAAUUGCCCCAGUUCAGAGUUGAAUGUUUAUUAUUAAAGAAAAAAGUAAUGUA
Messenger RNA from Hyaena hyaena (striped hyena), 1015 nucleotides. It is a transcript of the gene LMO3, whose product is annotated as LIM domain only 3. The transcript is spliced from 5 exons. Gene Ontology annotation, cellular component: nucleus. The coding region runs from base 297 to 800 and encodes 167 amino acids. The record is from RefSeq and is a predicted model, not a curated record. NCBI's taxonomy places the organism in Eukaryota, Metazoa, Chordata, Mammalia, Carnivora, Hyaenidae. Gene Ontology annotation, biological process: positive regulation of transcription by RNA polymerase II. Gene Ontology annotation, molecular function: DNA-binding transcription factor binding; transcription coactivator activity.